AUGUUCUAUAGACUUAUGAAUAUUUGUUCUGUUUUUAAUUUCUUGAAUGUUAAAUGUUUGAAAAAUUCGCCAACAGUUAAUUUUCCAUUAAAUUAUGCAAAUUUGUUUGGAAAUUAUUUUCACUCUGGGUCUACAACUCAAGAAUAUUCAUUCAAAAGUUCUGACGCCUCUGGACUUUAUAGACGCAAUUAUGUGAUGCAAAGAAGCCUUAGAGGAAGUGAAGAAUCUUUAAGAUUUUAA
This is a messenger RNA of Clunio marinus, 240 nucleotides long. The record is from the annotation of a GenBank genome assembly. Lineage: Eukaryota; Metazoa; Arthropoda; Insecta; Diptera; Chironomidae.